GCUAUCGCACUUCACAGGGAAGUGCUGGCUUUGUGCCCUAUCAGUCACAGAGUUCGGUCCCUGUCGUUAAAUAACCUUGCGGCUCGACUAUCCUCCCAUUUUGACCUCCAAGGCAAUGACGAAGACUUGGAUGAGGCUAUCGCACUUCACAAGGAAGCAUUAGCUUUGCUCCUGGUCAGUCACACACAUUGGUCCAUGUCAUUAACUAACCUUGCAACUCAACUCUCCACCCGCUUUUGCCACCAAGGCAACAACGAAGAGGCUAUUGCACUUCACAUGGAAGCACUGGCUUUGCGCCUAGUUGGUCACACAGAUCGGCUGUUGUCACUUGCGACUCGACUCUCCACCUGCUUUCACCACUGA
Suillus subalutaceus is the source of this 363-nucleotide messenger RNA. RefSeq lists its product as uncharacterized. The record is from RefSeq and is a predicted model, not a curated record. The annotation marks the transcript as partial. The transcript has a single exon. Lineage: Eukaryota; Fungi; Basidiomycota; Agaricomycetes; Boletales; Suillaceae. Gene Ontology annotation, molecular function: protein binding.